AUGAAGACGACUGAUGGACACAAGUACUACCCUCCAGAUAAGUGCACCUACCACUUAGCUGUACUUGUUGAUGCAACAUCUACUAUCGACUUCUUGUCAGACGUUCCUGUGACCUCAUUUGACUUGCUAUAUUCCAUACUCUCAAUAUUUUCUCAUCGCGAGCUUCUCGGAAUCAGCCUAUUAUGGCUCUCUGGGUCUUCUGAUGCAACCCCCCUGAUCUCAAUGCUAUCCAUCCUACGCCGAGGUCUUGGUAACCACACCCGAGCGAUAGACAUUCUUCAGCCUGGUACCCCUUGCUGCCGCAUAUCCUCCGAUGUCUUCUGCGACCGUAGCCAGGCCUCUGCUUUGCAGCUAUGA
Molecule: messenger RNA, 357 nt
Organism: Suillus paluster
Lineage: Eukaryota; Fungi; Basidiomycota; Agaricomycetes; Boletales; Suillaceae
Exons: 4
Coding region: 1-357 (118 amino acids)
Source: RefSeq, a predicted model, not a curated record